Planococcus citri (citrus mealybug) is the source of this 5285-nucleotide messenger RNA. RefSeq lists its product as uncharacterized. NCBI's taxonomy places the organism in Eukaryota, Metazoa, Arthropoda, Insecta, Hemiptera, Pseudococcidae. Gene Ontology annotation, molecular function: nucleic acid binding; zinc ion binding; aspartic-type endopeptidase activity. Bases 946 to 5001 code for a protein of 1351 amino acids. Gene Ontology annotation, biological process: DNA integration; proteolysis. The transcript has 2 exons. The record is from RefSeq and is a predicted model, not a curated record.
GAAUGGAAUUAAAUUCGUAUACCCUCUAAUACAUAGAACAAAUUGAACACUUUUAUCAUCAUUACCACCAAGCGAUGAUAACUGCUCUCAUUUAUCACGUAUCUGUCUUUUUUUAUCAUUGCAUAACUAGAGCAUUCAAAUUUGAUGUUGUGAUAGCAAACUAUUUCAAUAAGUAAGAGUGAAUAAUAAUUAAAUAAGUAGAAGUACUUAUCAGAUUUAUAAGAAUUGAGCCUGGCUGAUUUAGAUGUAAAUAAAUCUUCAUCUUCGUACUUUUCAACAGUCAAAAACUGAUUCUUAAAACUUUUGAUUCAACUAUAGGUACUCGUACAAUGCUACGUCAAAAUAUUACAUUACUUUUGCUUUUAGUGUUCGGUUUUGUUCACCAUGUGACCAACAAAACCGAAAAAGUUAAACGACUUGAAAAAUAUUUGCAAGCCAGAGAACAAAAAAUGCUAAAGGUGGCACUGGGUCCUUUGCAGGCUGAGAUCAAAACUAUUGAAGCAGAAUUGAAAAAAAUGAGAGAAGAACGCCAACAGUUUGAAAAAAAAUUCGAAGAUGAACGCCAACAGUUUGAAAAAAAACUCGAAGAUAAAUUAUUUAAGCAAAAAUUUGACCAAAGAAUGAAAGAAAUUGAAGCUGGUAAAUAAUAACAACUUACAUAUUAAAUUGCUUUUUGUUAUAUCGACGACUUUUAUAGUGUGUGCCUAGGCAACACUGAGCGAAGGAGAUGAUGAAAUAUUCGUGGAGAAUAUUAUCAUAAGUUAUGUUCGAGUAAUUGGAACUAUGUAAAUACGUUUAUAGUUUUUAUAAUAAAUAAUUAAAAGUAUCCAUUCGUUAUUUUAUGCGUAAAGAUACUACAAAUGGCGCAGUCGGUAACUUAAAACUUUUAUUUAAUGUGCGCAAGUGAUUUUCACGAGUGAAUCAACUAUAUUCAUCAUCGCAGCCAUGACCACGUUAGAUGCCGCGCAGAUUACUUCGUUAUUGCAGUCAAUCCAGGAUCAAAGUAAGAAUAUCUCGGCUUUGGCGAAGAAUUUAAAUACGAAAUCUGAGAGGGAGCAUCCGCCGUCAGUGCAAUUAGCGAAAUUCGACGAAUCCGUUGAAACAUUCAGUGAUUAUGUGGAAAGACUGGAGCAAUACUUUAUCGCUCAGAAGAUCGGCGAUGAUGAUAAGGUAUCUGUUUUCAUUUCAAUGCUUCAGCCCAAGUUAUACCGGUUGCUUAAACACUUGUGUGUCCCUACGCCUGUCGAAAAGAAGACGUUUAAACAAUUGACGGAGAUAUUAGUUACGCAUUUGUGCCCUAAACAGAUGGAAAUACCCGCCAGACACACAUUCGUUAACCCUAAGCAAGCCGAAUCCGAACCGAUCAAUCAAUACGUUGCCGAAUUAUGUAGAUUAGUGCUACCCUGUAACUAUCCAGAUACCAUGCUCUCUAUCAUGUUACGCGAUAUGUUCGUUGGUGGUCUACGUUCGAAGGAUAUGUUAAAUAGACUCUUCACAGAAAAAGAUUUAACGUUCGAAAGGGCAGUCGAAAUUGCGGUCAGUAUGGAGACAUCGGCAAUAAAUUCUGCGGCUAUUACAAGCAGCUUUAACGGUACUCCGAGUGUCAGUAAUCACGUUCCUGAGCCACUCAAGAAGCUGAAAAAAGGAAAACCACCGCCGAAACCGAAAUCUACACCAGAGGUGAAGAAAUCUGACCAAACUCCGAUCUGUUUCAAAUGCGCUAAAUCCGGCCAUCGCUCACCUGAUUGUAAAGAGAAAAACUUGAAGUGUAAUUUUUGCCAGAGUGAGCAACAUGUCAUCGAAGUUUGUCAGAAGAAGAAAAAGUCCGAUAAGAAUAAGGCGAAGAAAAUGAAAUCUAUUCGAGAAGUAUCAUCUGAACGAACUAUUUUCCCUAUCGAUAUGGUACGUGCGUCGGAUAAUUCAUCAGAACCGCCGAUAUUCGUCUGUGUUCGUGUCAACGAUAUUGAUGUAAAAUUCGAGUACGAUACUGGUGCUACAAAAACUGUUAUCACCGAAUCAGUCGCGAAGCAGUUCAACGUUAAAUUGAAACCUACCGAGAUUCGAUUAGAAGAUUAUAGUGGAAAAAUUAUCAAUCCACUGGGUACGAUUAAUGUAACAGCGCAGUAUCGAGAUAAUUGUGAGCAGCUCGAUUUAUUCGUCGUCGCGAAUUCAUAUUCAUCAGUGAUUGGUCGAGACUGGAUAUUUCCGCUGAAAAUUGGUAGCCUACCUGUUUCUUGCGAUGCGAAUGUUUUACCAAUUCGUGAAAUACGUGAAUUGAAAGUACCUGAACUCGAUACGUUAGUGAAGAAGUACAGCCAAGUUUUCGAAGGUAAAAUUGGUCCGGUUAAGAAGGUGGUAUCUUUGCAUCUGAAAGAAGGCGCCAAACCAGUAUUUCAACGUUCUCGUGUGGUACCACUCGCGUUGCAACAGGCAGUUUUGAACGAAAUCGAUCGUUUAGUUGAAGAAGGUCUUUGGAUCAAGGUCGAUUAUUCUGACUGGGCUUCACCAAUUGUACCUGUGUUGAAAUCCAACGGUGAUGUUCGUUUAUGUGGUGAUUAUAGUGGUACAAUUAAUGACCAGAUCUAUAUCACUCAACAUCCGUUCCCAGGUUACGAGGAAAUCUUCAGUAACGUCGAAGGUGAAGAAUUUACUACUCUCGAUAUCGAUUCCGCAUUUCGUCAUAUGUUGGUAGACGAAGCGUCAUCUUGGCUUAUGGUAUUAAACACACCGAAGGGGUUAUUUCGUCCCACUCGAUUAGAAUUUGGCGCCGCACCCGCACCUGCUGAGUUCCAGAAUUUUAUGGACGAAGUCUUCGCUGGUUUACCUAUUGCGAAACGAGCCGAUGACAUCUUUGUAGGCGGAAAAGAUCGAAAAGAACAUCUCAGACGUUUAGAGAUGGUAUUUCGCGUUUGUCAAGAAAACCAUAUUCGUUUGAAUUUACGUAAAUGUAAAUUUUUCCAGCCUGAAGUAAAGUUUUUGGGCUACAUCGUCAACAAGGACGGUAUUACGAAAACGCCAGAGAAAGUUACAGCAGUUCAAGAAGCUCCUUGUCCUACGAAUGUAACCGAAGUGAAAUCGUUUAUGGGCUUGGUGAAUUUCUACGGCAAAUUUUGUAACCAGUUGGCAACUUUAGCUCAUCCGUUAUAUGAGACAACGAAAGGCAAAAGUGGCAAAGAUCCUAUCGAUUGGUCUCCUCAGUGCGAACGUUCGUUUAUUGCCGUCAAAGAAGCGAUCACGUCUCCGAGAAUUUUGGUGCAUUAUUCUCCCAAACUACCGUUGAUUUUAGCCGUAGAUGCAAGCAGCGUAGGAAUCGGCGCAGUUUUAUCGCACCUCGUUGGCAAGGAAGAACGUCCUAUCGCAUUUGCCUCUCGUAUUCUUUCUGAUACCGAAAAGAAUUAUGCUACGUUGGAUAAGGAAGCGCUGGCGAUCAAGUGGGGAGUGGAGAAGUUUUUCUAUUAUCUCUAUGGUAGACAUUUCACACUCGUAACGGAUCAUCUCCCACUUGUCCAUAUUUUUUCGAAGAAGAAAAAACUUCCAGUGUUAUCAGCAACGCGUCGUUUACAUUACGCUAUUUUUCUUCAAAUGUUCGAUUUCGAUAUUCGUUACAGAAGAUCCGAAGAAAAUGGUAACGCUGAUUUUCUUUCACGCUUUCCUCGAAAUAUUCACGAAGCUGCUGAAAUGUUUGAUAAUAGUUCUACCCGUAUCAAUCAGCUAAUCAUCUUGGAAACUCCGAUUACCGAGCAGAAAUUAGCAGCUGAGACUUUGAAAGACCCUGAAUUACUCCCGUUACUGGAAAAACUUCGUACUGGUGAAGUUGCAGAUGAUUAUUCGUUACACGGUAAUAUCAUUAUGAAGGGAAUUCGAGUCGUUAUCCCAAAGAAGUUUCAAUCAGCUGUGCUUGCUGAAUUACAUCAAGGCCACUUUGGCGUCAGUAAAAUGAAGAAAUUGGCGCGAGCUACGGUGUAUUGGCGAAAUAUCGACGCAGAUAUCGAAUCGAUGGUUCGUGAUUGUAAAGCUUGUUUAUCGUUCCGGCCAGAGCAAGUAAAAUCUAAAACGCACUACUGGGAAUAUCCUGCCUCUCCGUGGGAGCGAUUACAUUUAGAUUUCGCCGGUCCUUUUCAAGAUAAGCUGUUCCUGUUAGUCGUUGAUGCUCAUAGCAAGUGGUUAGAAGUUCAAAUUGUUCCCAAUACUUCGUCUGCUUCGGUCAUCGAAUUUUUACAACGAUUAUUUUCAUCGUAUGGUAUUCCAAAGACUAUUGUUUCCGAUAAUGGCACUGCGUUCACCAGCAAAGAAUUUCAACAGUUUCUCUCAAUGUACGAUAUCCGUCAUAAAACUAGCCCACCCUUCCACCCAUCAUCGAAUGGCCAAGCGGAGCGCUAUGUUUUUACCUUAAAGCAGAGUCUACGUGCGUUGAAAAAAGGUGAAUCGUCUCACGGAAUUCAAGAUCGUCUAAAUAAGUUUCUCUUUGCCUACCGGCGAGCCCCAAAUGUUACCACUGGGCAGUCUCCGGCGAAACUGAUGUUGGGAAGAGAAUUACGUUUGAUGCUAUCUGUAUUCCGACCAGAUCUUAAACGAACUGUGGAGCGCAAUAGACACGACGUCGCCUUUAUGGAUCGCUCGUACGAUAUAAACGAGAAAGUUGCUGUACGCGAUUAUUCAGCUCGGAAUUCGCCGUGGGAAGCAGCUACUGUUGUCCAUAAAGACGGACCCCUUACCUAUACUGUGCAGUUGUCUGAUCAACGAGUAACUCGUCGUCAUGUCGAUCAGAUGCGGCCAGGCAGUAAUUCAGCGACUCCUGCUGUAUCUUCAAUUCCAGAGGUCGCUAAAUCACCCGUUGUUCCGGAUUCAAGUUCUCUCGGUUCUGCUCAAACAGCCAACGCCGAUACCUCGUGUAUUCCUGAGCAGGAAUCCAGAUCAACACCUGUAACAACUCGUUCUCCAGAGCCAACCAUUCGAAGAUUGGCUCGUGAUCGAAAAAUCCCCAAUCGAUUAAAUCUCUAAGUUCUUAGAUAAUCGUUUUCGUGUAUUUUUUUUUCUAUUUUAGUUUUUUUAAAUCCCUAGAUUUAAUCUUCGUGUGAGGAGUGUUAUAUCGACGACUUUUAUAGUGUGUGCCUAGGCAACACUGAGCGAAGGAGAUGAUGAAAUAUUCGUGGAGAAUAUUAUCAUAAGUUAUGUUCGAGUAAUUGGAACUAUGUAAAUACGUUUAUAGUUUUUAUAAUAAAUAAUUAAAAGUAUCCAUUCGUUAUUUUAUGCGUAAAGAUACUACACUUUUCUUCUUUUUUUCU